This is a messenger RNA of Chironomus riparius, 1543 nucleotides long. The record is from the annotation of a GenBank genome assembly. NCBI's taxonomy places the organism in Eukaryota, Metazoa, Arthropoda, Insecta, Diptera, Chironomidae.
AGAAAUUGCAAGAGUUUAUAACGAUUUAGAAACAUUGCUAUCUUCUACAAAAGAAACAGCACUAAGAACUGAAGAAUUGGUCGAUAAUUUGACAGAAUCAUUAAAUUUAAAAUUUCCUGAAGAACUUACACGCAAGUCAGUUACAGAGCAUCCACAAAUUCAAAAUCCAGAAGAAAAUCAGCUAGACGACAAUAACAUUGAUAAGAACGUAGAAGAGGAUUUAGAUAGUGAUAAAGAAAACUCAAAAGUUGACACAACACCAGAAAGUUCUUCGGAUUAUUUUAGUCCAAUUCUUCAAAUAAGAAAGUCGAAUCCGAUUAACGACCAGCUGUAUACGCCAGCAUUCAAGUCACAAUCAAACAAUAGAAUUCGCUCUUUCAAAUGAUUAAAAAGUUUUUUCUUUCACUUGUUAUUCCCAAUAAUUUUUGUUAUAUUGCUGUUCGUCAACUAUCCACAAAUACAAUGCAACCAAUACCAAAUAUCACACGAUUUGACAGACUUAUCAGGAUUCUCGGUCAAAAUCGCGGACCGAUGACAUUGCAAGGCACAAAUUCUUAUCUGAUUGGAACAGCUGAAAAGCGAUUGCUGCUGGAUACAACAGAUCCAAAUAAGAAAGAUUAUGUUGCAUUAGUGGAACAGGUGUUGAAACAAGAGAGAGCAGUUAUCAGUGAUGUAGUCAUAACUCAUUGGCAUCACGAUCAUAUUGGUGCUGUUGAGAAUUUGAGAGAAAAGAAUCUAAUUGAUGAAAAUUGUAAUGUCUGGAAGUUCCCUCGAAGUGAUAUAAAGGAAGAUUUUGAUGAAAUGAAGAUUAAGCAAUUGACUGAUGGUCAUGAAUUUAGAGUCGAUGAGGAUACAACAUUAAAAGUCCAUUUUACUCCAGGUCAUACAACAGAUCAUGUCAUUUUAUAUGAUGAGAGAGAAAGAACAGUAUUUUCUGGAGAUUGCAUAUUGGGCGAAGGAACUGCUGUAUUCGAGGAUCUUUAUGACUACAUGAAUAGCUUGGAAAAGAUUUUAGAUCUCAAACCAGACAAAAUUUAUCCAGGACAUGGCAAUUUGAUCACAGAUGCUGUUGAAAGAAUAAAAUUCUACAUUUCGCACCGUCAAGAAAGAGAACGUCAAAUUUUGGAAGUAUUAACUGCUCAUUCUCCAUUGUCGUGUAUGGGAAUAGUUUCCAUUGUCUAUCAAGAUGUUCCCGAAAAAAUGUGGACAGCUGCAGCAUAUAACGUUCAACAUCAUUUGACUAAAUUAAAAAAAGAAGGAAGAGUAAAUCAAAUUGACAGAGAUAGUGAAAUUUACUUUGAAAUUGCUUCUCAUUCCAACAAAUUAUAAAUGAUUCAGUCAUUCUUUUUAAUAUUAACAUGUACUAUAAUUAAGGGAGUUGACUAGAUGUUGUUGGUUGCUGAAAAAGCUUUUAGUGAUAAAUAUAAGAGAUUCGCAUGGAUCUUAUGAACUUGACACAUAAUUUAUGGGAAUGUAAUAUGUAUUAGGUCAAAUAUUCUGUAUCAUGCAGAUUGUUAAGCUCAAUAAAUGUUUAUAGCUUUAA